AUGGCAGAGCCACGCCAUUGCCGGCGCGGACAUCAGUGGGUGGCCGGCGCGGCACGGAGCGGCCAGCGGUGGCCGGUGCAGCACGGGCUGCGGAGGCCGUUGGGGCACGAUGCGCCACGCGCGGGGCCGACCGGGGACGAGGUCGGGUCAAGCGAGGCGAUGGGCGGGGCCGGCGGGGGACGGGCGGGGCAGGGGGCGGCGGAUGCCUGCAGAAGCGAAUCAAAUGGUCCGGGGACGAUGGAGGCCUGCGGUGGCGACGGAGCCAGGCCGGGCCCGGUGGCGCCGUGGGGCGACGGGGCGCAGACGCCUGCGUGUGGGGGCGACGGAGCCAGGGCCGGGCUCGGCGGCGCCGGGGGGCGACGGGGCACAGACGCCUGCGUGCGGGGGCUCCGGGGCGAGGAGGCCUGCAGGGGCGCGGGGCCGGGGCCGCCGGCGCUGGGGGCGAAGCGGGUGGAGGUCGAGUCAACGGCACCGGGGUGCUCUAGAUCGGGAGAGAGGGUGCGUACGAGAGACUGA
Molecule: messenger RNA, 516 nt
Organism: Aegilops tauschii subsp. strangulata
Lineage: Eukaryota; Viridiplantae; Streptophyta; Magnoliopsida; Poales; Poaceae
Source: RefSeq, a predicted model, not a curated record